Molecule: messenger RNA, 1752 nt
Organism: Candida tropicalis MYA-3404
Lineage: Eukaryota; Fungi; Ascomycota; Pichiomycetes; Serinales; Debaryomycetaceae
Exons: 1
Coding region: 1-1752 (583 amino acids)
Biological process (GO): calcium ion transmembrane transport; intracellular calcium ion homeostasis
Cellular component (GO): plasma membrane
Molecular function (GO): ATP hydrolysis activity; ATP binding; P-type calcium transporter activity
Source: RefSeq, a predicted model, not a curated record
AUGGUUUGGAAGGCGCACGGUGAUGCCACUGAAAUUGCUAUCCAGGUGUUUACCACGAGAUUGGACUAUGGGCGUGAAUCGCUCGUGCACAACUACGAGCACCUUGCUGAGUUCCCAUUUGACUCGUCCAUCAAGAGGAUGUCUGCCGUGUACAAGGACAAACACGAGACCAGGGUGUACACCAAGGGUGCUGUUGAGAGAGUUUUGGGCUUGUGUGACUACUGGUAUGGUGAACGUACCGAAGGUUCCUACGAUUCACAAAAAUUAGUUAAAUUGACUGACGAUGACAUCAAAUUGAUUGAAGAAAAUAUGGCUGCUUUGUCUUCCCAAGGGUUGAGGGUGUUGGCGUUUGCUACUAAGGAACUUGGGUCCAGUGAUAUUUCUGAACGUGAGCAAGUGGAGUCGCACUUGACCUUCCAAGGGUUGAUUGGUAUCUACGAUCCUCCAAGAGAGGAGACUGCUGGUUCUGUCAAGUUGUGCCACGGUGCUGGUAUCAAUGUGCACAUGCUUACUGGUGACCACCCGGGCACCGCCAAGGCCAUUGCACAAGAGGUGGGUAUCUUGCCGAGAAACUUGUACCACUACAGCGACGACAUUGUGAAGGUGAUGGUGAUGACUGCGAACGAGUUUGACGCCUUGUCUGACGAGGAGAUCGACAACUUGCCUGUGUUGCCGUUGGUGAUUGCGCGUUGUGCGCCAAAGACCAAAGUCAGAAUGAUCGAGGCCUUGCACAGACGGAAGAAGUUUGCUGCCAUGACUGGUGACGGUGUGAACGACUCCCCGUCGUUGAAGAAGGCCGAUGUUGGUAUUGCCAUGGGUAUGAACGGGUCUGAUGUUGCCAAGGACGCCUCUGACAUUGUUCUUACGGACGAUAACUUUGCCUCCAUCUUGAAUGCCAUUGAGGAGGGCCGUCGUAUGUCGUCCAACAUCCAGAAGUUUGUGUUGCAGUUGCUUGCUGAGAAUGUUGCCCAAGCUCUUUACUUGAUGUGUGGUCUUGCGUUCAUAGACAACACAGGCUUCUCUGUGUUCCCUUUGUCGCCUGUUUCUUGUCUAUUCGUUAUUGUUGUAACCUCAAUUUUACCGGCCCUUGGGUUGGGAAUGUGUCCUGCUGAUGAUGAGGUGUUGGAGAGACCACCGAAUAGCAUGAUUUUCACUUGGGAGGUGAUUCUUGAUAUGUUUGUGUACGGCACGCUAGUCGCGUGCGCGUGCAUGUUGUGUUUCACAAUUGUGGUCUACGGAAAAGGCAAUGGAGACUUGGGCCACGGCUGUAACAAGAUGAACGCUAAUAUCGAUGCUUGUGGGUUGGUGUUUGAAGGCAGAGCCUCUGCCUUCGUGGUCUUAACAUGGGGUGCAUUGAUUUUGGCCUUGGAGUGUCUCCAUCCGACUAAAUCUUUUUUCAACAUGCGUGUCUCCGAUAGACCAUGGUACACACAAACCGUGCUUGGUCUUUGGGAGAACAAGGUCCUUUUCUGGUCCAUUGUGUUUGGUAUUGCUGCUGUGUUCCCUGUUAUCUACAUCCCGGUGAUCAACACCAAGGUGUUCUUGCACAAGCUGAUUGGCUGGGAAUGGGGACUCUCCAUUGCUUGUACCGUCUUCUUCUGGAUCACUGCCGAAGCCUGGAAGUGGGCUAAGCGUAUCUACAUCAGAAGAAAAGCUGCAAACAAUGGUGAUGGUAAAGAGAAUGUCCUCAAUGAAAACGAUCCAUUCCUGAAGUAUGCUUCAUUUAGUAGAGACAACACCAUGGUUGUUUGA